AUGGCCUCUCCCGGAGACGAGAUCGACGUUCACAAGACGGCGGUGCGCACCCGCGUCUGGGCGGACCUCCUGCAGGUCGCGGUCCCGGACAGCCGGUUCCACCUGGACUUUGGCGAGUACAUCACGGACUUCGCCGGGUCGUCGGCGGCGACGGACCGGCUGGUGGCGCUGCCGGCGUAUCGCGAAGCCGCCGUACUCUUCAUCACGCCCGACAACUGCCUCGAGGAGCUGCGGCGCCGCGCCCUCGAGGCCGGCAAGCGCGUGCUCGUCACCACGUACGGCAUCCGCCGUGGCUUCUGGCUGCUGGAUCCGGCGGCCAUCCGGCGCGAGUGGGAGGGCCGCCUUGGCGCCCGGGGUUGGAGUUGGUACGCCGCCACGCUCGACGGCAUGGAGCGCGUGGGCCGGCGGGUGAGCCUCCGGGAUCUUGUGGAUUUGGGUAUUCGCAUUCCCCUUCUAGUCACCGGCACCGGGGCCAUCAACACACAAGGCAUCCGCUUCGGCAAGGGCCAUGGUUUCUUCGACCUCGAGUGGGCCAUGCUCUACAGCAUCGGCGUGAUCCAGCAGAGCGCGGUCGCCGUGGCCGUUGUGCACGACUGCCAAUUGCUGGAGGAGGAGCUGCGGCCCGAUGUCUUCGAUACCGUCUGUGACGUGGUCAUCACGCCGACGCGGGUUGUGGAGGUAGAGGCCGCGCAGAAGCCGACUUGCGGGAUCCUGUGGGAUCGAUUGCAACCGGGUAUGCUGGAGGACAUACCGCCUUUGCAGGAGCUGAAGGAAACGGGGGAUUGA
Messenger RNA from Neoarthrinium moseri, 786 nucleotides. RefSeq lists its product as uncharacterized. Lineage: Eukaryota; Fungi; Ascomycota; Sordariomycetes; Amphisphaeriales; Apiosporaceae. Gene Ontology annotation, cellular component: cytoplasm. The transcript has a single exon. The coding region runs from base 1 to 786 and encodes 261 amino acids. The record is from RefSeq and is a predicted model, not a curated record.